AUGUUUGUUGCUGGCCAAAGUCAGUCAUCACUACCACAUCUGUGGUCUAGCGGUGCCGGUUCAUUUGCAUCUUUAUCACAGGAUCCUUAUAGUCGCACGCGUUCACUUGAUGUAUAUGUUAUCGAUUUGGAUCAUGAUACUGCAGGUAGCUACUUUCUCACUGCCUUCCAUCAAACUCCACCUGGUAACUUAACACUUAAUUGGAUUUUCAAACAACCUUCCGAAUUUCCAUCAGGUUUCGCCGAUAAAGUUGAGAAUGGAAAGGCUUGGGCGGUUGUUUAUAUGCAUUCAAAUAUUACUGCUCGUGUUAAUCAGAUCAUUGAAUCGAUUUUGUACGGAUAUUCAUACAACUCGAUCUCCUACAUACCUUCAUCAGCAGUAAACAUUGUUUAUGACGAAGGUCGCAAUCCAAAUACUGUCGAUGGGUUCACUUUACCUCCCAUUCAAAUAGCUAUCGCUACUGCUAGCGCUAACUAUGCUGCCUACAUACAAGCUCGUAUUGAUUCCUAUUCAAAUGCAACAUUCAACACUGUUAUGAUGGCUGUGUCACUGUCUCAAAUUAUCUCGUCGCCUAUCGGUUUCACCAAUGUGAAUUUGCAUCCAGCAUCUUCCUAUGCUAGAUCACUCGCUACUGGUCUUGGCUAUCUAUUUCUAUGGCUAAUUAUGACCGCUCUUGUAACAGUAAACAUACGCAUCACGACCCCGCUGGUUAAAAAAAUAAAACUCAUCGAUAUUGCCAUAAUACGCAUUUUAAGCGCUAUCUUUAAUAGUCUCAUUAUUUCACUAAUCUACAGUUUAUGCGUUCUCUGGUUCGGCAACUUCACCGACGCAAUACCAUUCAUUAGAUUUUGGCUAUUCAAUUGGCUUGCCGCCUACACAUGCGUAUCUAUAAUAGCUCUUUUCAGUCUUAAUUUGGGAGUAAUGGCUCAUAUUGUAUUGAUACUGUUUCUUAUUCUUAAUUUCUCAACAGCAGGUUCAAGUUUGGCUAUUGAACUUCAAUAUACAUUCUAUCGUAUUGGCUAUGGUUUACCUCUCUUUCAUUGUUUGAGUGCUGGCCGUCAUCUACUUUUUGGCUCACAUACUAGAUUUGGCGUUGAUGUGGGCACAUUGAUUGUUUACUGUACUAUUUGCAUUCUGUUGACAAUUAUCACUAGCGCGAUCCGUAUGCAUAAACAACAAAAACUAAUCACUAAGAAUAAACACGAAGAAAUCUUCAAGAAAAAAAAAACUAUCAAUAAAGCAUGGGCACGUUAG
Messenger RNA from Rotaria socialis, 1254 nucleotides. The record is from the annotation of a GenBank genome assembly. NCBI's taxonomy places the organism in Eukaryota, Metazoa, Rotifera, Eurotatoria, Philodinida, Philodinidae.